Messenger RNA from Manis javanica (Malayan pangolin), 1531 nucleotides. It is a transcript of the gene PDCL3, whose product is annotated as phosducin like 3. Gene Ontology annotation, biological process: positive regulation of gene expression; angiogenesis; protein folding. Gene Ontology annotation, molecular function: vascular endothelial growth factor receptor 2 binding; protein folding chaperone. Lineage: Eukaryota; Metazoa; Chordata; Mammalia; Pholidota; Manidae. The record is from RefSeq and is a predicted model, not a curated record. Gene Ontology annotation, cellular component: cytoplasm.
UUACUCCUGGGGGGCGGGGCGAAGGCCAGGCUUGGAGAAGAGGCGGGGCGGCGGCUGCGCGCAUGCGCGGAAGAGAGCUGAGGGGCGGUGGCUUCGCGGCUGGCCUGGCGUGAGUGGUUAGAGACGAAAUGCAGGACCCCAAUGCAGACACCGAGUGGAAUGACAUCUUACGCAAAAAGGGCAUCUUGCCCUCAAAGGACAGUUUGAAAGACUUGGAAAAGGAGGCAGAAGAGGAGGAGCAGCGUGUCCUUGAACAGUCAGUUGUGAAAACGUAUGAGUCUAUGACCUUGGAAGAACUGGAGGAAAAUGAAGAUGAAUUUAAUGAGGAAGACGAACGUGCCAUUGAAAUGUACAGGCAGCAGAGACUGGCCGAGUGGAAGGCAACAAAACUCAAGAAUAAAUUUGGAGAAGUUUUGGAGAUCUCAGGAAAGGAUUAUGUUCAAGAAGUUACCAAAGCCGGUGAGGGCUUGUGGGUAAUCUUGCACCUUUACAAACAAGGGAUUCCCCUCUGUGCCCUGAUAAAUCAGCACUUCAGUGGACUUGCCAGGAAGUUUCCUGACGUCAAAUUUAUCAAAGCAAUUUCAACAACCUGCAUACCCAAUUUUCCUGAUAGGAAUCUGCCAACAGUAUUCAUUUACCUUGAAGGUGAUAUCAAGGCUCAAUUUAUUGGGCCCCUGGUAUUUGGUGGCAUGAACCUGACAAGAGAUGAAUUGGAGUGGAAAUUGUCUGAGUCUGGAGCCAUCAAGACAGACCUGGAGGAGAACCCAAAGAAGCCAAUUGCAGACGCACUGCUGUCCUCCGUGCAGGGCUCCGGCCCUGGGAGGAGGGGCAGCGGGUCUGAGGACCACUGAGGCCACCGUCCGGGAAUGUGCUGAGCUUUCUUGAUGUGACAUCUUGUCUGGAUUUUUUGAAAAGAAAAAGUAGGAAUGUAUGUUUCAGUUUUUAGCCUUUUAUGAUUAUGUUUCAAAUCUCAUAAAUACCAGAGAUUAUCACUGCUGGGAAUCCUAUUAAGUUUCUUGGGACUCUCUUCUUAAAUUACCAUUGCCUUAAAAAAGUAAAAGUAAUAACUAGCUUUUGGUGUGGCAAAUGUCUACGUUCCUCACUUAUAUUUUAAAUAAGCUGUAAAACUAUUCAUGGUUAGUUCACAUGUACUUAUAUAGAAAGGAAUAUGGAGUUUUGAAAAAAUGUGAGUAAAUUAUACAGUGGAAAAAUUGCAAACUAAGCUUUGCAAUUACAUUUUGUUUAUUUUUGUUUUAUAAAGCAGCAACAGGAUUAUUAAAUAAAGGAGUGAUUGGUAGGGAAAAAUCUCAGUAUUAUAUUUAAAAGGAAUAGGCAAUUUUUAUGAAACAAAUAUUGUCAUGUCAAACCAAUAACUGAAAGAUUCCAGUUUACUGCUAUUUUGGGUUAAAUGUUUUUUCCUAGUUAAAAUAAUUUUUUGCCUUAGACUGCUGAGAUGUCAGCUACCCUCUAUUACUGUCAAAGCCCACCUUAAAUUCUUUUUUGGAAAUAAACUGAUAUAAGCAAACAUAAA